Messenger RNA from Raphanus sativus (radish), 1246 nucleotides. Its product is annotated as protein MIZU-KUSSEI 1-like. The transcript has 2 exons. Gene Ontology annotation, biological process: hydrotropism. The coding region runs from base 82 to 957 and encodes 291 amino acids. Lineage: Eukaryota; Viridiplantae; Streptophyta; Magnoliopsida; Brassicales; Brassicaceae. The record is from RefSeq and is a predicted model, not a curated record.
UUUGGUCCCCGGAAAAAAGACUAGAUAUCAACGCCUCUCAUCAGUGGAUCAAAUAUCAAGACAUAUCAUAAAUUCAUAAUAAUGGUGCAGUACCACGAACUCGCUCUUCAAAGAAGCUUCAGCUACAACACAAGAAAGAUCGAUCCAGAGACCUCUCUGUCCCGAGGCUCUCAUUCUCGUUCUCCUUCCUCCCUCGCUUUGAUCCCAACCAUCCCUGAGCAUGAACUCUUCCUCAUACCUUGCGGGAGAGACUCCUCCUCCUCCUCUUCUUCUUCCUCCUCUAGCAGCAUCGUUAAAGUCAACGUGAAGCUUUCUUCCCUCUUGCGUUCUCUCAUCAAACUCAUUAACCUCCCCGUUUGCAACUUCCUCUCGUUUCCUUCUUCCUCCAGCGUUUCUAACCAGAUGAUCUCACUCGUCACCGGUGGAUCCUCUUCCCUCGGGAAAAGAGUCACCGGGACGUUGUACGGACACAGAAGAGGCCAUGUCACGUUUUGCGUCCAGUACGGUCCGAGUUCCGACCCAGUGCUGCUCUUAGACCUAGCCAUGUCAACGGCAUCUCUAGUCAAAGAGAUGUCGUCAGGACUAGUCAGGAUCGCGUUGGAGUGCGAGAAACGUCACCGGUCGGGUACAAAGCUUUUCCACGAGCCUAAGUGGUCCAUGUAUUGCAACGGGAGGAAGUGCGGUUACGCGGUGUCACGUGUCGGCGCGUGUAACGAGUCGGAUUGGCGCGUGUUGAACACUGUAUCUAGGGUUACGGUUGGAGCUGGAGUUAUUCCUACGGCGAAGCAUAUUGAUGACGUGUCAGGUGGUGGAGAGGAGGUUGGUGAGUUGCUGUAUAUGAGAGGUAGAUUUGAACGAGUAGUCGGGAGUUGUGACUCGGAAGCGUUUUACAUGAUGAACCCUGACAAAAACGGAGAAAUUUGUGUAGUAUCAAGAAUGGAAGGAUCUGAUGAUUAAUCAGUAUGUGGUUGUCUAUCUCAUUCCUAAAGUGUAUCUUUGGAUAGGUUCAAGAAAUCAUAUGCAUGGUUCAAGUCUAUGUGACUUCUUGAUGUCUUUAAUAAUGGGAAGGUUGUAGCCUUUAUGAAUUCUUGAUGUCUUUACUACUGAGAAAGUUGUAACUUCUAUUUAUUGGUAACGAUGUUAGUCUUCUCUUUGGUUUUGGUGGUCUACCGGUUGAUCAAAACCAAUUCUGAAGACAGUCAGAUCAGAUGAAAUAUCUGUUUUGGUCUCCAAUUUUUUAGUAUUA